AUGAAACACUACUUGUUUGUCAUAUCAAUUCUAUCGAUGACAAUUAUAAGUUUUGGUAUAAAAUUAAAUAUCGAGCUGGAAUGGAAGUAUGUUGAUUUUCUUUGGGAUAAUCUGGAAGAGAAGCAGAAGCGAUCAAUUCCGCAUAAUUUAAUAACAGCGUUUGUAAACAAAAUUCUCGUAGAUGGUAGAAUAUUUGUUACUGCAGCAAGAAUCAAAGGUGUACCAGCUAGUGUGAUGACUGUAACAAAUAAAACAGGAACAGGUGGACCACUUCUACGUCCUUAUCCGGAUUGGUCUUGGUAUACAAAAAAUGAUUGCAAUGGCAUUACGACAGGUGUUUACCGAAUUAAUAUUAAAUGCAAUCAUUUAUUCAUUAUGGAUGGUGGAAAAGUUGAACCAAACGGCAUCCAAAUUUGUCCUCCAAAAUUACUUAUUUUCGAUUUAUCAACGGAUAAACUGGUGUUAAUGGGCGACGCAGACGGAUACGGUUUAGGGGUAUAUAAUGCCAAUACUUCAAAAGUUUGUAGAAUUGAGACUCCUUUCAUGCGACCAAUUGAUACUCUUAUCACCGUAGCAAACCAAAGCUAUCAUAUAUCGGAUGGUAUUGAACCUAUGGCAAUUGUUCGUAAUGAUUUCUACUAUGCUGCUACGGCUGGACGUACGAUUUAUAAGAUGGAAAUGUCAAAACUAAGCGAAUGUGCGUUAACUAAUUCUGAGGCUACUAAACAGACUCAAGUAGUGGCUACGUUGUCAGGCCAGACAGGACCGAUGGCAUCUGAGAAAUGUGUAUUAUUCUUCAGCAAUAUUCCAAAAACGUCUAUUAUGUGCGCAGACACUUCUAGAAAAAUUAAGUCCGACAACAUGGAAGUCAUCGUGCAAGAUUCCGAAAAGUUACAAACUCCAUAUGGAUUAAAAUAUGUUCCAUACAAAUUAGAAGGUGAACUACUGAUCUUAAGCAAUAGAUAUCAACGUGCUGCUACUAAUACAAGAAAUCUAAACGAAACUAACUUCCGCGUUCUCUCGAUGAAUGCGGCGGAAAUACGAAAAGAGACAAAUUGUUUCGCUUCUUGCAACUACUAA
Molecule: messenger RNA, 1080 nt
Organism: Linepithema humile (Argentine ant)
Lineage: Eukaryota; Metazoa; Arthropoda; Insecta; Hymenoptera; Formicidae
Source: RefSeq, a predicted model, not a curated record